AUGCGGUCUUGUGAAAACAGCCUUGAGUACAUCAACUUUGCCGGCUGUUCAAAGUUGACGAACCGGACAGUGUUCUCGAUCGUUGCGCAUGGAAACAUCACGAUCACUAGCUUGAUUCUCAAUCGCUGCCCAUGGUUGAAAGACGACGCCAUCAUUCUGAUCACCAGCGCUUGUCAAAACCUCUGGCAGCUCGGAGUCUCGCAGUGCUCCGGGCUCACCUCAGAAGGACUCCGAGCCAUCAGUUUCUCCAAGUCGCUGCGGACCCUGGACCUGAGCCUCAACUCAGCCCUCACCGACGAGGUUCUUGCCGCCAUCAUCGACUCUCUCGCCCUCUUGUCUUCCUUGGACGUGUCCGGGUGUGAGAACAUCAGCGAUGAAGGAGUUUCGAACAUCCGGAGAGUUCGAAAUCUCUCCAGCUUGGAUCUCAGUGGCAACAUGACGCUGACUGAUCGAUCGCUCGUGGUGCUCGCGUCCGAGUGUCCUCAGCUGAUCAGUCUCAAGUGCAUGAUGCUGCCUAACAUCUCCUCCAAGACCGUGCAGACCAUCGCAACCUACUGCUCCAGCCUGGAGGACGUGGACCUGAGCUACGUCUCGCUGCUCGACGACAUCGGACUGCGAAUGCUAGUGCGCCGGUGCGGGGGGCUGAAGGUGCUCAACCUGGCGUGGUGCGAGUCUCUGACGCCGCGAGGCCUCAAGUACAUCUCGGAGUUCAGCAUGUCCCUCGAGACUCUCAACGUCUCGCACACCAACAUAGGCGACAACGAGCUCGAGGCCAUCGCCGACAACUGCGGGAAGCUGAUGACGUGUCAUGCAGUCAGGUGUCAACACAUCAGCUUGGCCGGUGCAUUGCGCUUCAUUCAAGUGGCCUCAUCCAAGUCUCUUCGUCGAGUGGAUUUGCGAAGAAAUUUCCACAAGGCAGAGCCGAAGGAUCUGAAGCGGUUUGACGCCAUCCGAUCAGUUACCAUCCUCUAUUGA
This is a messenger RNA of Guillardia theta CCMP2712, 975 nucleotides long. RefSeq lists its product as hypothetical. The coding region runs from base 1 to 975 and encodes 324 amino acids. Gene Ontology annotation, biological process: SCF-dependent proteasomal ubiquitin-dependent protein catabolic process. The record is from RefSeq and is a predicted model, not a curated record. NCBI's taxonomy places the organism in Eukaryota, Cryptophyceae, Pyrenomonadales, Geminigeraceae. Gene Ontology annotation, molecular function: protein binding. The transcript has a single exon. Gene Ontology annotation, cellular component: SCF ubiquitin ligase complex.